Molecule: messenger RNA, 1827 nt
Organism: Alternaria atra
Lineage: Eukaryota; Fungi; Ascomycota; Dothideomycetes; Pleosporales; Pleosporaceae
Exons: 4
Coding region: 1-1827 (608 amino acids)
Source: RefSeq, a predicted model, not a curated record
AUGUUGUUCCUGCUGCUCGCAUGCGCAUUUUCUGCAGUAUCUGCUCUGCUGCCGUCGCAGCCCUUUGGGAAGCUACUUAGCGAAAAGCAGUCCCCUACUAGCGACGCGCUUAACGUUGAUCUAGGGUACGCGAUCUACCGGGGUUUUUCGAAUGCCACUACCGGCAUCAAUACGUGGAGAGGAAUUCGGUACGCAGCCCCUCCAUUGGGCGCUCUUCGCUGGCAGAGCCCACGGCUCCCUGCCGUCCACCGUAGCGCUGUGAUCCACGCGAACGCUUACGGGCCCCAAUGCCAACAGGUAAGCUUUAGUGGAAUGCCGGGGCUGGCGUCGAGGAUGGGAGCAGGCGACUUCGAGAUGUCGGAGGAUUGCUUGUUUCUCAAUGUCCAGAGCCCAGCCGACGCACUCAACCUGCCAGUCCUGGUCUGGAUUCACGGUGGUGGCUAUGGCGCGGGCAGUGGCCAGAACGACUUCACUGAGCUCUUGCAAGCCAACGGAAACAGCUUUGUAGUCGUCUCGGUGCAAUACAGACUCGGUCCGUUUGGUUUCCUGGCCUCGGAAGAGGUGGCCAGGAGGGGCGUGACAAAUGCAGGACUGCUAGACCAGUUCUUCGCUCUCCAGUGGGUCCAAGCGUACAUCGAUCGGUUUGGCGGCAAUGCGUCCAUGGUCACCAUCUCGGGAGAGAGCGCGGGAGGAGGCUCCGUCAUGCUGCAGGGGAUGGCGUACGGUGGCUCUCUCGGAAACGCCCUCUUCCGCAGCGCUAUCGCUGCAUCACCGUACCUUCCUAGGCAGUACGCCUACGACGAUCUCCCUCCGACCCAGACCUACCACGAGUUUGCAGAUCGUGCAGGAUGUCGCAUAGACCGCGCCUCGCAGCCGCUGUUUGACUGCCUGGUGUCAAAGGACACGGCCACGCUGCAGAAUGCCUCUGUAGCCGUCACAGCUAUCAAGCCGUACGGCACUUGGGCCUUUCUGCCGGUCACCGAUGGUGUUUUUAUACAACGCGAGCCAAGUAGCCAGUUGCUAAAGGGGAGGGUCAAUGGGCGCAGCUUGCUAGUCAGCAACAACGCAAACGAAGGGCCUCUCUUCACUCCGCAAAACAUCACCACCGAGCUUGCCCUGCGCGCCUGGCUCCACCGCACCUUGCCCGAGUUCGGCGACGAAGAUGUAGACAGAGUACUUCGUUACUACCCCGGUAGCAACGCUUCCAACUGCCCCCAGUUCAACCAGGUUGGGACCAACGGCAUCGUCGGACCAAGUGCAUUGGACCAGAGCUCGCUGGCUACCGGACAGCAGCAGCGCGCAAACAACAUCUACGCGGAGCUCACCUUCGUGUGUCCCUCGUACUGGCUAGCGGAAGCGUAUUCUUCGCAGGGCCGCACAGCGUACAAGUACCAGUUCAGCGCUCUGCCGGGCACCCAUGCUUCCGAUCUGCACGCCUACUUUGGUCCGCUGGGCAGCGUCCCAUAUCUCAGCGCAGACCUGCAGCGGGCUUUUAUGAUGAUAUGGGGCCGUUUCGUCACCCGGGAGAACCCAUCCAUUCCCCUCGCCGUCGCAGCCGGCGCCGGCGCCCACGCAACGACUGGAGCCAGCGCAGCGGCUCGAUGGCCUGCUUUCUCGGUUGCGCAACCGUGCCAGCUCAACAUCAACCAGACCGGAGGCACGGCUGCGGUCGGAGCCAUAGACGUGUACUCUCCCGUCGACACCAUCUUCUUCACGGAGCCAGGACUGAGGAACAGCUUCUCGCUGGCAAAUGCGUACACGUGGGAGCUCGGACGCGGUGACCGAUGCGAUUUCUGGGGGAGGAUGGCUCCUAUUAUUCCGAUGUGA